Colletotrichum truncatum is the source of this 1557-nucleotide messenger RNA. RefSeq names its product hard surface induced protein (acyltransferase). The record is from RefSeq and is a predicted model, not a curated record. Gene Ontology annotation, molecular function: acyltransferase activity, transferring groups other than amino-acyl groups. Gene Ontology annotation, cellular component: membrane. NCBI's taxonomy places the organism in Eukaryota, Fungi, Ascomycota, Sordariomycetes, Glomerellales, Glomerellaceae. Gene Ontology annotation, biological process: polysaccharide biosynthetic process.
AUGGCUAUUCAUACCCUUGCCACCCGCGCCAUUCGCGGAGUCGUCACUCGGUUUUCCCCAGGAGGCUUGUACUCCUACACCCCGCUGUCGAACACGAAUUCCAGCUCCCCACCCUCGACGCCCGGCGGGGCGAAUCACACUGCGCACCCCAAGUCUUUCUUGGCGAAGCUGACCGCGUUUCUCAUCUUCCUGCUGCCCUCCUUCAUCCAGAGGAGGCUGAGGCCCGAUGAAUGGAAGGCUAGACGCCUGUACCCGACAUCCUGGCUCGACGGCCUGCGUGGCGUCGCCUCCUUCAUCGUCUUCAUAUGCCACUACACGGGACCGGAAGUGGGCUCGUACCUGGCUCGGCCGUACGGCAACCCGGCCGAGAACGACCGCGCCGGUUCCUCGCCGCUACAGCUCGCCUUCGUCCGCGUCAUAUACAGCGGAAAACCGAUGGUUCACAUCUUCUUCGUCAUCUCGGGCUUCGUUCUCUCGCUCAAGUCUCUGAAACAGGCCAGGAAGCACGACUACGACGGGCUGCAUCGCACGCUCUCGAGUAGCGUCUUCCGCCGCGGCUUUCGCCUGUUCCUCCCCACCACCGCCUCGACUUUUAUGAUUAUGAUCAUGAUCCGUCUCGGAUGGUUAGGAAAACCCCUGCCGACGCUAUGGGAGCAGCUGGUAGACUGGAAGAAUGCCUUGUGGCAGAUCACGUUUAGUUGGAAGUGGGAUAUUACUCAGCUCCUCCCGUACGACGUUCAUCUGUGGACCAUUCCUAUCGAGUUUUCCAACUCUCUGCUUCUGUUUGUCGUCCUGACGGGCGUGAGCCGGAUGAAGACCUACCUACGCCUGCCAACCGUUUUCGCUAUCAUGAUUUACUGCCUUAAGAGCGGCCGCUGGGCCGCCUUUGAAUUCCUCGGCGGCAUGGGGCUGGCCGAGAUUGGCCUCAUCCAGGACGCCCGCCGCGAGCGUUCUGCCGCUGUGGCGCACGUCAAAGAGGAGGAGGGUGUCGUCGCGCAAGUGGCCGGCGGUGCCCGCAGCCUCUCGUCGAGCUCCGUAGCAACACUAGCUUUCAAGACCUUUCUCGUCGGAAACCUCAUCUUUGCUCUGUUCGUCGCCGGGUGGCCGGACCAAGCCGGUGACAUUUCCCCGGGGUUAGCAGUACUGCACCGCAACACCAUGGAGCCCUAUUACAGUCUGGGCGGCGACCUGCUCUGUUUCUUCUGGUACGCCAUCGGCGCCGUCCAGAUCGUCUUCGCCUUGCAGCAAAUCAAGACCCUGCAGGACGUCUUCGUGACGGCUCCCGUGCAAUACCUCGCCGACAUCAGCUACGCUCUCUAUCUCGUCCACGGACCCGUCUUGGAUGUCUUUGCGCAUCGGUGGAUGCCCUACGUGUGGGCUCUCGUCGGCGGAAAAGAUGAGGCCGGUAUGUGGGGUCGCAUGGUGGCAUGGUUCAUAGGGUUCUUGCUCAUGGGAGUACCAACAAUCUGGGGCAGUGAUCUUUUCUGGCGGACGGUUGAUGUGAAGAGCGUCGAGUUGGCACGCUGGAUUGAGGCGGUUUGUGUACGAGAAGACUAA